Messenger RNA from Talaromyces atroroseus, 3705 nucleotides. RefSeq lists its product as hypothetical. NCBI's taxonomy places the organism in Eukaryota, Fungi, Ascomycota, Eurotiomycetes, Eurotiales, Trichocomaceae. The record is from RefSeq and is a predicted model, not a curated record. Bases 1 to 3705 code for a protein of 1234 amino acids. The transcript is spliced from 7 exons.
AUGGCCGCCGCCGGAAAGAAAACCAUCGGCUCCGCCGCCUGGAUUGCGGCAGAGAAGGAAAAUGUAACGCGCUUGUUGGAACAAGAAAUGGAAGAGGUGGAAUUUCCAGUUCGUCAUGAGAUGGACUGGCUAAACGAACACAUGGCCGAGAUCUUCUUAAGGAAUCAAUUCAACAUGACCGAGAUAUUCAAAACGCCUGGAAAAAUGCGAGGCAAGACCCCUCGGACUGCACGCAAACGUAACCCAGAUGAAGCUCGCGUGCCUCUCAGUGAUAUUUUCUCGACUGCAAAUCAAAGACCGAAAUCGCCUUCGAAGUCUGCAAAAUCACCCGAAAAGCCAGUCGCUCCUCAAAUGCCAAGUAAACAGGCUACUGACCCGUUGUCCCGCGAGCCAGUCGAUGGCCUAGUUCAAGAACCAAUUAAGAACCCGCCCGAGAAGCCAAUGGACACAUCUCCUGAGAAACCUGUUUCUUAUCCAGCACUUGAUAUCAAAGGCAAACAGCCUAUAAGAGAUGUGCAUCUCAACAAGGCGCUCAAUUCCUUUUCCACCUUCAACACGGAUUCGGGCUAUCACGGCCUGGGCGACGACGAUGAACUUGUGCUACCAAGUACACAGCCUCUUCCUGAUACACAAGUGUCUGCUGAUUCACGUGUAGUCGUCACGGCCCCGACACAACCUCCUGAACUCGGUGUGGUGCAUAAUAGAAAGAGCCUGUCUAUGGAUCGACGCACAACCGAAGGAUCCUUUGUUUCUGCUCAAGAGAACAUUAUAUCUCGUGGACAAACUGUGGAGCCGAUGGAUAUCGAAACAGAUCAUCAAGAAAAAGCCGACGAGGACACACCUCGUCCGUUGGUUAAAGCCGCCCAAGAACCACGGGGUUCCCUUGUAAAACCUAUAGGUAUUCAACGAGAGACUCAUGUCAAUACAGACAGACUUGGCAAGAAUGGUGACAUUGUGAUUGAUGAUAAUUUUGAUGAUAUUGGCUCUCCCUCCGACGGAUCAACACCUGCCCGACCUUUAGUGAGGAAGAGCAGCUUGAGCUUCGCAUCCUUGCCUGCUCGCGAGCCAUUGAUGACAAAGAAAAGUAUAGGUCCGCGGGUAUCGCGUACCAGCCAUGUUGACAUUAUCAAGCCAACGGCCAUAGGGCGUCAGAGUUACUUUACAGGCCAGAUCGAAGGGGUCAGGCCAGUUGUCAGUAAUACUGCCGCAGAAAAGGAGGAAACACGCCAGGAAAACAUGGACCGGGAUAGGAAAGGUCGACCAUUUCAACAAGGCGAAACUGCUGUGGCCUAUGAUACCUCUGCACUGCACAGUCCACGGACAACGAAAUCUACUGCCCCCGUGUCACAUGUUACCAACAGCCAGGUCAACUAUCCUGAACUACCAGGCUCUAGAAAUGACAGCACAGAUAUUGAACGCGUCCCUUCAUCAAUCUCAACUUCCCAAGAAAGCUGGAUCAAACCACUAGGUUCUCCACAGAAAUCAGCCAUGGCGAAGAGCCAAACUGCGGAUAUCAUAGAGUUUGUUGCGGGAAAUGAGACAGUUGGGAACCUUGAAAAGAGCAAAAUCACACGUACAGAAACUUUCCACGAUCUUUCUAAUAGACGCCCACCAACGCCAAAACGCACUGCCUUCCCUUCCUUUGAUCAGCAUCAAUCCAUGUUUGCAGCGACGCCCCCUUCCCCUCAUCGUUCGGAGUCGUCUGCUCAGCCGGUCUCUAAUACAGCUGUUGAGUCCACCACUCCAGUUACGUCGCCGAGACGGCUUGACGGUAUGUUGAGCGGGUCAAAGUCAAGAUUUCAGUCGAUUAUGAAGUCGGCACAGGGACUUUUUUCGAGUAGCGCUAGCAUUUCGGCAGCAGCCAAGUUAGAGACGUUAUCUCCUAGUGCUUCCCGCCCGCAACCUAAUCUUCAACGCUUGGGAACUAGUCCUGAAAGAUCCUCCCCAAGCCCAGAAAAGUUGCCUACCCCAAAACGAAGUGCUACCGAAGCGAAGAGUAACACUGCCGUGAAACAGACUCAACUCGAAGAUCCCUUCGAGGUUGAAGAACCCCGUACUCGCCAAGCCAAAGCCACCGAGCCUAGCACUAAGCUAGGAAAACUGCAGAAAAAAGUGCAGUCGAAAGAGCCUGAUGCACAUGAAACUGUUGAUCUUCCCUCAUCUAACCAGGCAAUGACGAAGAAAAAUCAACGAACGCAGCCUCAAGUACGGAAAGAAGCAGCGGUUGAUACUGAUACUGAGCCCAAAUUCCCUCUCCCCCCUAGUUCGUCUCACGCCCAGACGCAACCUGCAAGACAAAGGCCAGUCAAACCUAUGAGAGAAGCGACGCAGAAGCCGAAACCACAACCCAUGUCAAUCCGUGUUGGGAGCACAUUGCGCAUGCCGGUACCAUCGGCAGCCUCUUAUAGCCAGGAACCUAUUUCGGGGCCAACGCCUGUUUCCGCAAAGCAGCCUACUCUGUCUAAGAAAGCUAGCAAUUCUUCUUUGCAGACAAUGGCGUCGAACACGAGUUUCAAGAGUUCGAUAUCUAGCCAGUCGCAGCGCCGAGCACAGGUAGCAGCAGCAGCAGAAAGCAAGAAACAAGAGGAACGGGACGCGUUGUUGCGGAAAGAAGAACAGAAGAAACGAGCCGCUCAACAAAAGCAACAACAAGAAGAGUUGCGACGCCAGGAUCGAGAGCGACCCGUUGCAGAUGAGAAAAAAAAAUCGGCGCAGCAAAGACUUGAAAAUGCGCGUAUAAGACAGGGAAGCCAACCGCCAAGACCGGCCAAUGAUUUGGGGUCCUCCAUUCAACAGGAAAAGACCACUCAACGAGCUGACAUGGGACCGGCACGACCCCCUUCUCGAUUGGGCUCUUCUAUGCAGUCUUUUAGCCGAUCUAUAAACCAGCCCCCAACCAACCCAGCAAAACCAGCAAAGAGGCACCUGGAAGACGAGUCGCAGCACAGGCCUCCGGCGUCCGCAUCGCAAAAUAAAAGCCAGACGGCGGAAGCGAAAAGAAGGAAGACUGAGGACGAAUACAACCAGCAACUCUAUAGCCAGCCGGCCACCUCGUUAAAGCAGCAGCCUAUAAGAAAUGAAAAUGGAAAGCUUUCGCUCCUGGCACAUGCUUAUCCACAGGCACCUCCACCUGCAGCACAUCAUCAAAUCGGUGGAUCCUUGUAUAAAACCGGACCCGUGCAACCAGGUGCAGCAGGUCAACAGCCGAAGCAUGCAGCACCCAUAGACAUGACGCAGUAUACCAGUGGGAAGAUUCCAUCUGCAGCGAACAACGCUACAGCACAUAAAACGCCUAGUCACAAGACACCCAAUCCUGGUCCUAGUGCUCAACGUGUUCCUGCAAAGGCAUCCCCGCAAUACCCGCCUAGCGAGAGCAUCCACCUUCCCGAACCUCCUACUGACAGCGAAGACGAAGACUCGGAUGCGGAUAUGAUGCCGGUGGCGGACUGGGCACAAGGCUCUGCACUUACUGAAGCCCUAUCCAUCCAAGAGACGUGGCCCGUUGAUUGGAUUUUCGGGCCCGUCCCGGAUUUCUCAAUGGAGGACGCAUUUAAACAGGACAAGAAGGUCAAGAAGUUCCGUGAGCGCACAAGCAGCGCUAACUGGAGCGGACCCGACGGCUUGACGCAGGACGAGAUUACUCGCGACAUGGCUGCACGGCGGAUAAUGCGUGCAAAUGGUGGGUGGUCGUAUAAUGUUUCGUAA